Messenger RNA from Cyphellophora attinorum, 471 nucleotides. RefSeq lists its product as uncharacterized. NCBI's taxonomy places the organism in Eukaryota, Fungi, Ascomycota, Eurotiomycetes, Chaetothyriales, Cyphellophoraceae. The coding region runs from base 1 to 471 and encodes 156 amino acids. The transcript has a single exon. Gene Ontology annotation, molecular function: carbon-sulfur lyase activity. The record is from RefSeq and is a predicted model, not a curated record.
AUGCCGUCUGGGAGCUGCCUCUGCGGCGCAAUCGCCUACAGCUACUCUGGCAACCCUGCCUCCAAGGCGCUCUGCCACUGCCUCACCUGCCGCAAACUCACCUCGUCGACCUCAGCCAUGACGAUCCUGCUGCCAACACCUCAAUUCAACUUACCCGAUACAACGACCUCGUCGGAACACUACCGGACCUACACCGCUGUGCACGAAACUGGGGUGGAACUUACCGCCCAUUUUUGCGCCAACUGCUCGUCCGUCUGCUGGAAGACUUCUGAGCAGGGUUGGCCAGGAUUUGUCGUUAUCUUUGCAGGGACUUUGAAUGAGGCGGAGGGUGGGAAGGGAGGUGUGGCUGAAGUGAGUCCGGAGGCGGAGCUGUGGAUUAAGCAUCGGGUGCCGUGGCUCAAGAGCCUUGACGGCGGUGAGGGAGAUGGAAAGGGGACUGUGCAUCAAUUUGAGGGCUUCCCACCGCAGUAA